AUGGCGCGGACGGACGGCCAGCUUGCGCUGCUCCACGUGCAGCGCGCCAAUCGCCCGCGCAUUGCGCCGAUCCUCCGCGUUGUCACUACUGGCGCGGCCCCGCUCCCCGCGGUGGCGCUCGCGGCGCAAGGGCAGCUCGCGAAAGGGCAGGUCGCGCAACCGCAACCUGCGCAAGCGCAGGCGCAACUAGUGGCGGGGCGCGCGGGGCAGGUAGCGGCGCCACUGCAGGCCAGUCGGACUCUCAAGGUGACCUUUGACUCGUCCCAAAAGUCAUCAUCCCUCAAGAAGCCGUUUUCUUCAAAGUCCAAGCAUGCCCCGCUGCCGCCCAAACACGCCGCCCCUGCCAAGCAUGCCGCCCAGUCCAAGCAGUCUGCCGCCCAGAAGCGGACGGCGGGGGGGAAGCAGCCGCUGAGCCCCACUAGGCACUCUGCCAGGCUGGCGCUGAUUUCGCCCGCCCGGAAAAAAGGGCGGUGGGGUGGGGAGGAGUGGGAGGGCGGUGAUGGGGAUGAAGGGGAGGAGGGAGAUGGGGGGAGGAAGGAGGGGAGUAAGAAAGGGGCAGGGAAGGAGGAGGAAGGUGGAAGAAGGGGGGUGGAUGGGGAGAGAGAUGUGGAAGGGAAGGGGGACGAUGGGCGGAAGGGGAAAGGUGUAUGGAAGGGGAGAGUGGAGAGCGGUGCAGAUGGUAAAGCAAUGGGUCGCACAGACAGAGGAGGCAGCAAGGGAGUGCGAGAGGAAACUGGGAGCAGAGGUGGAGGGAAGGGGGAGAAGGAGAGGUGGGGGGGAAAGGGGUUGCGGGAGAGAGGAGGUCAGGGUGGUAAGGAAGGGAUAGAGGAAAGUAGAGAGGAGAGGCAAGGGGAGAGGAAGGGGGAGAGGGAAGCUGGAGGUCGGUUCUCGAAGAAGCGGGGGAGAGGAGAGGCGGAUGCUGAUGCUGGUGCUGCUGGGAGUGGUGCUGCUGCUGGCGCUGUAGCUGAUGCUGCUGAUGGUGCUUCUCCUGCUGUGACAGGGUUGAGCGAACGGGAUAGGCGAGAGGGACGAGAGGGGAGAGAAGGGAGAGAGGGGAGAGAGGGACGGGAAGGGCGAGAGGGGAGAGGAGGGAGAGAUGGAGAAGAGAGAGCAGGGGCGGACGGUGCAGAGCAGGCAGAGCAGCAGCGGAGCAAGCGCGCUGCGGGGGACAGGAGGGGCGCAGAGCAGGGUGGUACUGGUGCGGGGGAAGAGGGAGGUGGUGGGCGGGCGGCGAUUCACAAGGCUGUGGCUGGUGGGAUAGUACAGAGGGACGGGCAGAGGGACGGGCAAAGAUUUGGUGCCACAACCCCAACCAAAGCCAAGGCCAAGCCCACUGCAGCUGCUGCCACCCGCCCUGUGCCUCCACCUCGCUCUGCUGCCGUCCUUUCCCCCACUCGCCCCUCCUCUCGCCCUCCCCCUCGCGCUUCCCCCCGCGCCCCCCCACCUGCUCCCCCGCGCCCGGCUGUCCCGUCUGCAGCAGCAGACCGCGCAGCAGCAGCCAUGGCUGCUGCGAGGAGCCUGGGAGGGGGGUUGGACUGGCCUCCUGAUGACACUCCCGAGGCAGAGACUCGCGCUGACGCCCACGCCACUCCUCAAAACCCCGAGGAUUCGGAGAGCUUUGAGGCUCUUCAGAUGAGUGGGAAGGCUGUUGAGGCAGCAGAGGUGGUGGCGAAAUCUGGAGCACAGGUGAGGGCGGCAGGGGCGGCAGGGGCGGCGGAUGUGGGAGCAGUGGUGAAGACUGUAUUAGCAGCUGAGGCGAGGGGUGGGGGGGAUGGGCCGGGUGGUGGCAUUGGGGAAGUGGGUGGUGAUGGUGGGAAGGGUGCUGAUUGGAUCAUGUUGGAGCAAGGGGAGGAGGAGGAAGAGGAGGAGGAGAGAGGGAUGGGAUGUGGGGUUGAGCGGGCGGAGCAGGGGGGGAUAGCAGGGGAAGAGGAGGGAGAGGAGGAGAGUGUGGAUGUUGAGGACGCUGAUGAUGAUACUGAUGAGGAGGAGGAGGGGGAAGAUGAGGAGGAGGAGGAGGAGGACGAGUAUGAUGAGGAGGAGGGGGGGUUUGACAUGGAUGGGGGGGCGGUGGCAGCUCUGGCAGCAGCGGGGAUAGACAUCAGCAUGCAUGGCACGAGGAGCCUCUCACAGGCUGACGUGGCAGCUGCUUGCCACCAGUACGGAGCCGCCUUCAUAAUGGCUCUCCUCCACGAGGUGGCGCGUGAGGCGUCGUACCGCCGCCACCUGCACUGGCCAUCCAUUGCCGCCCGCCUCUCGGCCAAUCACAGCUUCCCCAUCGCCAGCCUGGCUCUCUGCCAGCUUCUCUGGCGCUGGCUCGCCUACGGCCGCCCCUUCUCACACCUCGACACCCUGCCCUCCGCGCCGCUGCUGAGGUCACUCAAAAGGACAUUCGUUUCCUCACGCACCCCUUCUCACGGCUCGUAUGCUGCCUCGCCAACAGCUGCCCCUUCUCGCACCCACCUCAAUGCUCUGCCCUCCGCGCCCCUGCUGGAGGAGGAGGAGAGCCAUUUGGAGGAGGAGCUAGAAUACCCACUGGACACAUUGCAUUUGAGGCGAUUGAUUAACCCAUGUCAUGCGCUGGAGGAGGAGGAGAGCGACGUAGAGGACGAGCUGGAGUAUCCGCUGGACACAUCGCCUCACCUUGUGUCUGCCGCUGCAUCGUUUGUCAAGGCUGACUUGGCUGAUACGGGCAUUGCCUACGGGUGGUACCACUCGUGCCACCGUGAGAAGCACGGCGCAUGGCAGCAGCGGCAGGCGGAUGGAGGAGGGAAGAAGCACAAGGAGCAAGGCACGGCACAGGCCACGGAACAACAGCACGGCGAGCAGGUGCAGAGGCAGCAGCGCACACAAGGAGCUGAUUCUCCUGAUCCUUGGGACUUAGGCAACCCUGCUUCUGCUGCCCAUGGCCCGCCCCAUGACCUUUCCAAUCUGCACGGUCCGGGGCACACCUCCCCACCGCUUCAGUUUCCAUCCGCACCUUUGCUCCGUGUCGAGCCUACUGCUGCUGAGGCUGGCGGGGGGGAGAUGGGGAUAGAGGAGGGAAGGGGGGGGAGAGGGGGCGUGGAGAAGGGAGGAGAGGGGGGAAAGAAGCGGAAAUGGGAGGGGACGAGAGAAGGGAGGGGGGAUGGGGAGCAUGCGGGAAGGAAGGGAGUGCGAGGGCGGGAUGGGAAGAUGGGGAAAGCGAUGAGCGGUGGGGAGGAUGGGGGGGAUGUGGGGGAUGGGGAUGGGGGGGAUGAAGGUGGGGAGGGUAAGGAUGGGGAGGGCAAGGAGGGGGAGGAGGAUGAGGACGAGGAGGAGAACAAGCCGGUGGCCCGUCUGGUGAGUCAACACGAGCCAGUGCCCAAGGCUACAGAUGGUUCAAAGGGGGAGGAUGGGAUAGGGAAGGAGCAAGGCAAGGUGGCGGAUGGAGCAGGAGGAGGAGCGGGGGCAAGUCGGAAGGCAUUGGGGAAGGGCUCAGAAGAAACAGCCUUGGCUGCAGGGGCAGGGGGGGGAGGAUGGGAGGGGGGAGCGAAGAAGGACGGAGCGAAAGCCGGUGCCGGAAAGCCGGCAGCAGCAAAGGCAUCGACAGGCGGUGGGGGGGAGGGCGGGGCAGGCGAGAAGAAGACUCACGGCGGUGGCAGCAGCAGCAGCCACGCUCAGCCUUCCAAACCCAGCAAGGCAGGCGCCGCUGCUGCUGCUGCACCUGCUGCUGCUGCACCUGCUGCUGCUGCUGCUGAUGCAAGCAGUGCGGGGGGUGGCAGUGGCGGCACAGAGGGAAAGGGGGCUGCGGGGGGAGGGGGAGGGGCAGCAGGGGGAGCAGCGGCAGCGGGGGGAGCGGAUGGAGAGGCGAAGAAGAAGCGCAAGGCAUGGACGCCAGAUGAGGACAAGCUGCUGCUGAAGGCGGUGGAGGUGUAUGGCGAGGGGCAGUGGGGGCGCGUGCUCAAGAGCGAUUUGGGGAUUGAACGCAAUGCAGCCCAGCUAUCUCAGGCGGUGGAGGUGUAUGGCGAGGGGCAGUGGGGGCGCGUGCUCAAGAGCGAUUUAGGGAUCGAGAGGAAUGCGGCACAGCUGUCCCAGCGCUGGUACAUUCUACGAAAGAAGUUUGAGAAGGAGGGAGUGCCGAUCCCAAUUCCAUUGCUCACUGUCUCCCUCACCACCUCUCGCUGCUCUCUCGCCUCUUCCCUACCCCCACACCAGCGCUGGUACAUUCUACGAAAGAAGUUUGAGAAGGAGGGAGUGCCGAUCCCAGGCCGCAAGGCAAGGGAGGCUCGGGAAGCAGCAGCGAGAGAGGCAGCGGCGAAAGAAGCCGCUGCAAAAGAAGCAGCGGCUAAAGAGGCGGCUGCUAAGAAGGCUGCUGCUAGGGAGGCCGCUGCGAAAGAGGCAGCGGCUAAGGCUGAAGCUGCUGCGAGGGAAGCAGCAGCAAGGGAAGCGGCGAGAGAAGCAGUGAGGGAGGCGGCAAGGGAGGCAGCAGCUAGGGAAGCAGCAAGAGAAGCAGCAGCUAGAGCGGAGACUGAAGCGGCUGGUAAGGCAGGAGAGGGUGGUGUGGGAGGGGAGACUGGGGAUGGGAGUGGGGCGGGGAUGCAGCAGCAGCAACAGCAGCAGCAACAGCAGCAGCAACAGCAGCAACAGCAGCAGCAACAGCAGCCAGCGCAGCAGAGAGGAACAGCGAGUAGCAGUGGUGGUUUGGGGGAAGCACCCAACCAAUGGGCUCACAGAACCGGAUCUGCUGCAGUGCCAGGUGGUACUUCGGGAUUGGCCCGUGGGGUGGCUAGUGGGGCGGCAGGCAGGGGUGCAAGUGGGAGGGGAACAACUGGCAGGCUGACGUCAGCACAGGCAUGGGCGCAGCAUCAGCAGCAGCAGCACCAGCAGCACCUGCAGCAGCAGCAGCAGUUGCUGCAGCAGCAACAGCAGCAGCAGAGGCGCAUGGCAACUGCUAUGGGCCGAGGCAGGGGCUUUCCAGGAAAUUCCCCGUACGCUUCCGCAGCUGCUGCCUCAGCCGCUGCCGCCGCUGCUAAUGCUGCCAAAGCAGCGACAGCUGGUGGUUAUUCACCCGGUGGGCUUCCGGGCGGCAGAGACCCACUGGUGCAGGCGGCAGCAGUGGCAGCAGGGGCGCGGAUAGCCCCUCCCUCAGCUGCCGCCUCCCUCAUGCAGGCCGCUGCGGGGAAGGCAGGUGCGCCUGUGGUGGUGCACCACAUCACCCGCUCGCCCCAUACCUACAGCUCAGGCUCGGCAGCAGGGUUUGCGCCUGGCGGUGGAGGUUCGGGAAGAGUGCCUCCUCGGGAAUUCCCUCAGCAGGCGCACAGGGGGGCGCAGGGGGGGGUGCAGGCGCACAGGGGGGCGCAGGGGGAGGUGCAGGCGCACAGGGGGGCGCAGGGGGAGGUGCAGGCGCACAGGGGGGCGCAGGGGGAGGUGCAGGCGCUCAGGGGGGCACACAGGGGAGCAGAAAGAGCAGCAUGCAAGGUGCGUCCCAAGGCGGUGCGGCCCCAACAGCAGCAGCAGCACCACCACCACCUCCAACCGAGUCAGUAG
Messenger RNA from Closterium sp. Naga37s-1, 5505 nucleotides. The record is from the annotation of a GenBank genome assembly. Lineage: Eukaryota; Viridiplantae; Streptophyta; Zygnematophyceae; Desmidiales; Closteriaceae.